Molecule: messenger RNA, 2170 nt
Organism: Radiomyces spectabilis
Lineage: Eukaryota; Fungi; Mucoromycota; Mucoromycetes; Mucorales; Radiomycetaceae
Exons: 6
Coding region: 35-1975 (646 amino acids)
Source: RefSeq, a predicted model, not a curated record
CUUUUACUUUCUGGUCGUUUGCUCAUCCUGCAGCAUGUCUUUGCAAAACGAAACGCCAAAUGUACCUGAAAACGAGGAACAAAAAUUUGACAUUGACGUUCAAGCCAAAGAAUGGAUUGAACAACAAAUCGAGGAAGAAGUGAACCGUAUUCGCAAAGUCGGCUCAAGCGUACUGCCUCUCAAGAUUCUAAACUGCGGCAUUGUGCCGAACUUUGACCGAAGAAAAGCCAAGGCUGUGAACCGUGUCGAAUUGGAUACCAACAUUGAUGUCAACAAGAUCCAACAGGUCAUGGUUUCACCACCGGUGUCGUAUCCGCACAAAGCCCAUUUUAGCUAUGUCAAUCUGAUUCUCGUCACCGGUCAACCGAUUCCCUUUAUUGCACCCUAUCUGUAUCAAAACAAUCUGAAAGUCACUCAGCCUGAAAGCGAAGAAGAUGGACGAAAGUAUCCCAGCAAACUAGUGACUCUGAAGAACGAUCUCCGAGAAUUUCUGUUCAUCAACAAAAGAGGGAUCCGUGCAAGAAUUACCAUCCACGAAUAUUUUGAUGGACUUUUACAACGUCAAUUCAAUGCUUCACCCUUUGCAACCCAUCGCAGUGAUCGUCGUCCAUCAAAGUUGGCCAUUUUUGACUUUGACUCGACCUUGUUCUUAUCGCCUUUGCUCAGUCCUUCGCUUUGGGACUCCAGCCUUUUGAACGCAUUAACUACCGAGAAUCAGUUUGGACCCGGCUGGUGGAGAGAUAUACGUAGUUUGGAGUUGGGACCCGUGGACGAUCUGGAGAAGAAUGGCUGGAAGGGGUACUGGAAUGAGGAUAUUGUCGCUCAAGCUCGGCAAGCGAUAAGUGAUGAGGAUACAAUGGCCAUUGUGCUCACGGGUCGUCGCUACCAUCCUUUUCAUCGUGUUGUGCCGGCCAUGUUGUCUUCCAAGUCGCUUCACUUUGAUUUGAUCGGAUUAAGACCUGAUCCCGAAACGGAGGCGGAAACGGUGUGGAUGGGCAAAGGCGGCAACGUCAUUUACAAUCCUCAGUCGGUGUUUGCGUCGACCAUGGAUUUCAAGACGUCUUUUAUUGUCAACUUGUUGGAUAAUGUGCCUUCCUUACGCUCUGUUACCAUGUGGGAUGAUCGCCGUCACCACGUCGACAAAUUUCGUUACUACCUUGAUCACCUUUGCAAAAAAUCGCUGAUUGAAAAAGGCGAAGUGAUCUACGUCCCUGCCCUUCGUCCAAAGUAUAAUCCCGCCUGGGAACGGAAGGUAGUCAAUCAUAUUUUGGAAACUCACAACUUGGCAUUGCAUGAACAUCGUCAAGGCAAAACCAAUGGAACAAAAUGGCCACCGCUGAUAUGGGAAAAGGACGACGCGACGGUAUCAGAGAGCAAAGGUCGCUUGAGCGGACGUCCUGGCGAUUUUACCCUCGUGCCUGUGCGAACGGCCACCAUUGUGCAGCUUGGAAAAGAAGAUGCGGCACGACUUCAUCAACUGUAUGAACCACGUUACAAGGACAGUCUUAAUAAGACCGAAGUGGCGCUGUGGUUAUCGGAAGGCGCGGAAUCACCAGAAUUAUUUGGGGAUCGAGUGAUUCUUCACAGGAAAGCACUUCCCAAAGACGAUGUUCCGUUUGGCGGUAUUGGUACUGUGGUCGAUGUGAAAGUCAUUGCUAUUUCCAAACCUUCGCGACAACAUGGAAUGACACUCAAGGUGAUGAUGAAGCCGCAAGACAAAACCCAAUACAGUAGCGAAGAGUACCUAUUACCGAUGUGGUACAAACCUUCUGAACACGGUAUGGUAUCCAAGGCUAGUUAUCAGUGGACCUAUUUCGAUGCAUCCGAGCAGGAACUUGUUAAAGGCACCAUCGAUUAUAUGUACAGUCUCGGCGUGGAAGCCUUGCGAAAAUCGGACAACAAGAGAAAAAGGGAAAAUGAAUCAGAACAAGAUGUCCAGGACACCAAAGUCGCAAAAAUCAUAAAAGAAACAUAGACUAUAGAAUUUGCAUACCCUCAUUUUUUUAUUGCCUUUAUCAUUUUUAUUAUACAAACAUUCAAAAGUUUCACAUCAUAAUGGCGGGCGAUAUGCUCUUAUCCUUCUUUGGUGAGAGAUACGCUGAAUUACAUAUAGAUCCAACUAAUGUGAUGUAUACCGUUAAGGUGUGCAGGAAUUCACUAGGUGCCCUUG